CAUUUCCCAACAAUAUAGCACGAGAAAUGGAAGUGUACUCUGCUUGCAAAAGCUUGAUGUUGCCCCUUUUGGCAAUUGUUUUAUUCAUAUCUCUAGCACAGGCAGCCACAUCUGCCAAAGCCUCUAAGCCAGCCUACACAAACUUCGUCAUAACCAAAUGCAAUAUCACCAUAUACCCUUCACUUUGCCAGAAUACACUAAUUCCCUAUGCCUCUUCCGUGAAAGUCAACUCCACAAAGCUUUGCAAAGCAGCCCUUGAUGUAACCAUAAAAGGCGCAAAAAACGCCUCUGUCACUGUCUCGACACUAAAAAAAAAGAAGGGAAUAACAAAAAUUGAAGCCUCCAUUAUUAAAGACUGCAUUGAAGAUGUGAAGGAUGCAGUGUACGAACUCAAGCUGGCUGUUGAAGCAAUGGGACAUCUUGGCGAUGAAGAUAAGGAAUUUCAAUUGGCUAAUGCUAAAACUUACGCAAGUGCUGUGAUAACAGAUGCAGACUCGUGCACCGAAGGGUUAUCCGAACGGAAAGUGAAUCCAACUGUGAAGAAAAUGAUAAAUAGUAGCAUGGCAAAUAUUACUAGACUUGCAAGCAAUGCAUUGGCACUCAUUAACCAUCUUUAUUAGAAGUGUCUAUUUUGGUUUGGAUCCUUGGAAGGCUUCAGCUCUGAUUUAUUGGAAUUAAUGCACAUGAGUUUCUUUCUUAUAAUAUUCUGGACAUGCAAUCUUGUUUAUUAUAUGUUUAAAGCUACCACUAUAAAUACAGUCAUGAAUCCAUUUUCUUGAAGUAGUUACUGUAAACUUAGUUUCGGUACUUUAAUUUUCUCAAAUAGCUUUUAGCUACCGAUUAGUCCACUAGAGCAAAUUAGAAGUUAUAAAGACGAAGCUUCUUUAUGCGAGAAGGAAAUCAAAACAGGGAAAAAAAAAAAUUCGAAGACAAUAACAGAUAGAAUCCGCUAAUUAGAAAAUACUAUAAAAUAAUAAAAAUAAAAAUAAAAAACUUUCUUUUUUCUUCUCACGCGACUUCAUGUACGUGUAAAAACUGGGCAUGUUACGUGGGGCCAAAAGAUGGUGUUAAUACUACUUCCAACGAGCUUGGGAAGGUUAUAGAACCUCCC
This is a messenger RNA of Lycium ferocissimum, 1111 nucleotides long. RefSeq names its product pectinesterase inhibitor 4-like. The transcript has a single exon. Gene Ontology annotation, biological process: negative regulation of catalytic activity. Bases 27 to 620 code for a protein of 197 amino acids. Lineage: Eukaryota; Viridiplantae; Streptophyta; Magnoliopsida; Solanales; Solanaceae. Gene Ontology annotation, molecular function: enzyme inhibitor activity. The record is from RefSeq and is a predicted model, not a curated record.